AUGGGGGAGAGUGUUUGUGGGGAAGAGUGUAUGAAGGAGAGUGGUUGUGGGGAAGAGUGUAUGGGGGAGUGUGUCUGUGGGGAAGAGUGUGUGAGAGAGAGUGGCUGGGGAGAAGUGUGUAUGGGGGAGAGUGUUUGUGGGGGAAAGUGUAUGAGGGGAGAGUGGUUGUGGGGAAGUGUGUAUGUGGAGAGUGGCUGUGGGGAAGAGUGUAUGGGGAGAGGGGCCGUGGGGAAGGGUGUAUGGGGAGAGUGGCUGUGGGGAAGAAUGUAUGGGGAGAGUGGCUGUGGAGAAGUGUGUAUGGGGGAGAGUGUUUGUGGGGGAAAGUGUAUGAGGGAGAGUGGUUGUGGGGAAGAGUGUUUGGGGGAGAGUGGUUGUGGGGAAGAGUGUGUGAGAGAAAGUGGCUGUGGGGAAGAGUGUAUUGGGGGAGUGUCUGUGGGGAAGAGUGUGUGA
Molecule: messenger RNA, 450 nt
Organism: Mizuhopecten yessoensis (Yesso scallop)
Lineage: Eukaryota; Metazoa; Mollusca; Bivalvia; Pectinida; Pectinidae
Product: keratin-associated protein 5-1-like
Exons: 1
Coding region: 1-450 (149 amino acids)
Source: RefSeq, a predicted model, not a curated record